This is a messenger RNA of Sciurus carolinensis (gray squirrel), 8949 nucleotides long. It is a transcript of the gene Galnt13, whose product is annotated as polypeptide N-acetylgalactosaminyltransferase 13. NCBI's taxonomy places the organism in Eukaryota, Metazoa, Chordata, Mammalia, Rodentia, Sciuridae. The record is from RefSeq and is a predicted model, not a curated record. Gene Ontology annotation, cellular component: Golgi apparatus.
CUCUGCUGAGGUGACAAUGUGCUAGGACUCCUCACUCGCUCUUCGUGCCUCCUCGGCCUUGGCGCCCGCUCUGGCCGCGCUCACGGAGUCCCACAGUCCGCCGCUGCGCUAUGAGGGCGCCUCUCUGGGGCUGGCCGAGGCCGGAGCCGGCUCGCUCUGCUUGCGAGGAAGUGUGAAGAGAGCGCGGGCGGGAGCUGGGGCUGCGCACCGAGCGGCACUCUUGGGCCAGCGCGGGAUCCAGGUGAGCGCCGGUUUGGUGAGCAGUGCUCUCGGCGCCGCUGAUCGCCGCCUGCCGGGUUUGAUCGGAGGCUGAAUCAAGUGCGUGGACCGCCCUUCUCUCUUCGUGGGAUCCUUGGCCACGAUAGCAGAUGCAUUUUUUUAGAAGUAUUUUGAGGAUGAAUGUUUUCAAGUCAUUUUGAAAUUUCCAAGCACGACAUACAUGGGAUGCAUCCUGCCUUCAACCUGGAGUUUACCUCUGUGGCUUGGAUUUAUCACAGGAGCAUUUGCCUUCAAUCUCUGUGUUAACUAGAAAUCAAGUAAAGACAUGAGGAGAUUUGUUUACUGCAAGGUGGUUCUGGCCACUUCACUGAUGUGGGUCCUUGUGGAUGUCUUCUUACUACUGUACUUCAGUGAAUGUAACAAGUGUGAUGACAAGAAGGAGAGGUCCCUGUUGCCUGCACUGAGGGCUGUUAUUUCAAGAAAUCAAGAAGGCCCAGGAGAAAUGGGAAAGGCUGUGCUGAUUCCUAAGGAUGACCAGGAGAAAAUGAAAGAGCUGUUCAAAAUCAAUCAGUUUAACCUUAUGGCCAGUGAUUUGAUUGCCCUUAAUAGAAGUCUACCAGAUGUAAGAUUGGAAGGAUGCAAGACAAAAGUCUACCCUGAUGAACUUCCAAACACAAGUGUAGUUAUUGUGUUUCAUAAUGAGGCUUGGAGCACUCUCCUUAGAACUGUUUACAGUGUUAUAAAUCGCUCCCCACACUACCUGCUCUCUGAGGUCAUCUUGGUAGAUGAUGCCAGCGAAAGAGAUUUUCUGAAGUUGACAUUAGAGAAUUAUGUGAAAAAUUUAGAAGUACGUAAAAUUAUCAGGAUGGAAGAACGCUCUGGGUUAAUACGAGCCCGUCUUCGAGGAGCAGCUGCUUCAAAAGGGCAGGUCAUAACUUUUCUGGAUGCACACUGUGAAUGCACAUUAGGGUGGCUGGAGCCCUUGCUGGCAAGAAUAAAGGAAGACAGGAAAACAGUCGUAUGCCCCAUCAUUGAUGUGAUUAGUGAUGAUACCUUUGAAUAUAUGGCUGGGUCAGAUAUGACUUAUGGGGGUUUUAACUGGAAACUAAAUUUUCGCUGGUAUCCUGUUCCCCAAAGAGAAAUGGAUAGGAGGAAAGGAGACAGAACAUUACCUGUCAGGACCCCUACUAUGGCUGGUGGCCUAUUUUCUAUUGACAGAAACUACUUUGAAGAGAUAGGAACUUACGAUGCAGGAAUGGAUAUCUGGGGUGGAGAGAAUCUUGAAAUGUCUUUUAGGAUUUGGCAAUGUGGAGGCUCUUUGGAGAUUGUAACUUGCUCCCACGUUGGUCAUGUUUUUCGGAAGGCAACACCUUACACUUUCCCUGGUGGCACUGGUCAUGUCAUUAACAAGAACAACAGGAGACUGGCAGAAGUAUGGAUGGAUGAAUUCAAAGAUUUCUUCUAUAUCAUAUCCCCAGGUGUUGUUAAAGUGGAUUAUGGAGAUGUGUCAGUCAGAAAAACACUAAGAGAAAAUCUGAAGUGUAAGCCCUUCUCUUGGUAUCUAGAAAACAUCUAUCCGGACUCCCAGAUCCCAAGACGUUAUUACUCACUUGGUGAGAUAAGAAACGUUGAAACCAAUCAAUGUUUAGACAACAUGGGCCGCAAGGAAAAUGAAAAAGUGGGUAUAUUCAACUGUCAUGGCAUGGGAGGAAAUCAGGUAUUUUCUUAUACAGCUGACAAAGAAAUCCGAACUGAUGACUUAUGCUUGGAUGUAUCUAGACUCAAUGGACCUGUAAUCAUGCUAAAAUGCCACCACAUGAGAGGAAAUCAGCUAUGGGAAUACGAUGCUGAGAGACUCACGCUGAGACAUGUUAACAGUAACCAAUGUCUAGAUGAACCUUCUGAAGAAGACAAAAUGGUGCCUACCAUGCAGGACUGUAGUGGAAGCAGAUCCCAACAAUGGCUGCUAAGGAACAUGACUCUGGGGGUGUGAAGACCAUGUCCCCCAAGCCAUGAAAGUGUCUACACUUUUGGUUUUCCAUUAUUUCAAAGAGGGGAAAAUAUUAACUGCUGAAAUGAAAGUUUUAAAACUCCUUUUAGUAUUCUAAAACAUAGUUAUUUAUAAUUCAUUUUUAGGAAUGUUGAAUUAUUUCCCUACUAAAAUUUGUAUUCAAUUGAAUAAGCACAUAAAAAAACAUCGAUAAUAGAAAGUGUUAUUAAACAUUGGAACAACUUGAGAAACAAAUUGUGUUUGCUUUAAAAAAAUCUUACUGCCCUCAUGUCACAAGGUUAAUGGGAGGUUAAUUUAUUUUUGUUGUCAUAGUGAUUAAGAGAGAUAUAAUGUAAAUGCCUUACAAAAUAUCUUCAUUAUGAAAUACUAUCAAUUGCUUUGUAUACUCACUCUUUGUACUGGACCUACAUAGGAACAUGUGGAAUUUCUAUGUCAACAACUAUGAUUACAUUAAAUUAUUUCUGAGUAUUGAAUUCAAUAUACAAAAUAUUAGGCUCUACUUUUUGUACCAGAAAAAAAAAUUAAAUUGGAUAUUGAAUUUGUAGAGUCCUGUAUACAAACAUCACAUGUAAAACAAAAAGGAAAGAAUAAUUUGAAAAUUCACUUUAAAUAGGAAAUGUAAAUUCAAAUGAAGCCAGCCGAAAUUAGCAGAUAUUGAGGGGAAUGAUGGAGAGAAAUGGAAACAAUUCUUGAAAGAGACAUGGCAGCUGGGUUGCAGUCAUUUCUAAUUUAGAUUGAAGACAAACAACCUAGUUCCUAGAGUUUAAACAGCACAAACCUAGUCCUUAGCCAUGUCUCUGUCACCACAAACACCACCAUCCCUUUCCUCCUUACUCUAGAGGAUGUGGCUUAUCACUUACAUGGUACAGAAUUGUAGGACAAAAUUAGAGUUUAAGACUUAAUUUUUAACUCUUUAACAUUUAGAAAUUUAAGUUUGAUCACUAUUGUAGUUUUAAUCUUUAACUUUAAUGAAAUGAAAGCAUCCUUAUUAGAAUUUCAAUUGCCAGGCCAUCAUGUCUAACAUUUCCAUCACCAGGGAAGUGAACUUAAUAUACAUUCAUUAAACUUUCAUUUUAAUUAAACUGCUAGAUGUCAAUUACUCUAAAUUUUGACUCAAGGAACAGAGUCAUAAUUAGGGAAGUUUUACAUGCUGUUCAUCUUAGAACACUUUGUGUUCAAAAUACAUGAGCAGUAGAAAAAAAGGAAGAAAAAUCAGCCAGUGUGAUUCUUACUAAUAAGUUUCUGUAUUUGACCUUAUUUUAAGUGCCCAUAAAAUUGCUUCACACAAGUGUUUUAUUCAUGAUAAAUGUUUUGAGCAGCUCAAAAUAAAUGAAGGUUGGGAGUGGGGCAAAAGAUAGAAGACAUGUCUUCGGGACCAGAAGAUUCCAAUUUUUUGACCCUCAUCUUUUUUAUAAAAGUUCUUAAAUAAGGCAUUAAUCAUUUUGUCUACGUACAACUGCCCCCUCUACCUACACUGUUUUAUAAUGAAAAGACAAACAUUUUCUAAAGGUUAAUAAAAUCUUGAAUGGUUUUCUUAGGUAGCAUUCUUUCUUCCUUUGACUUUGUGUUGGUUCAAUUCUAAAGAAGGAAUCUACAAACUGGAGCAUUUCAGGUUUGCUCUUAUCAGUGUAGACAUCCAUAUGUGGCAGUCUCUGGAAAGACCUGAAUUUUCUAAAAUUGUAAGCAGAAGUUUGAAUGUCAGGGCAUUUUUUUUUUUUCUUUUUGAGGUAGACUUUGUAGUUGACAACAAAUUUAGAGAGGCAGAUCUGACACCCAAUAAGCAGUGAAUCACUACCUUAAAUUGUUCAUGGUCUCUCAGAUCAGCUGAGGCCUGACAACAAUCCCCCUUCCCAUUUCUUACUAUUUUUCCCUUCAUUUUCUUCUUGUCCUGAAUAAAAUGUCCCUGUGCAACAUCAACACUAUUCCUUAAAACUGAAAAGCUUAAACUCUCAAGGGUUAUUAUUAUUUUAUUUUUUGGUGCAUUGUAAUCAUAUACAAUAGUGAGACUCACUAUUGUUAUGUACAUGUACAUAGCAUAAUUUGAUCAAUAUCAUUUCCCAGUGUGUCCCCUUUCCCACUCCUCCCUCCUCAACCACUUGCUCUACUAUGCCUAUCUCCUUCUAUUAUUACUAUUAUUAUUUAAUUAGUACAUUAUAAUUGUAUAUAUAAGCCACAUUCAUUGUGGUAUAUUCAUACUUGGACAUAGCAUACUUCGAUAGACUUCAUUCCUCAGCACAUCCCCAUUUUCCCCCCACCCACUUGAUCUUCCUCUACUCUAAUUAGUUUCCCUUCUAUUUUCAUGAUAUCUCCUUUCUUAAGCUAUUUUUAUUCUCUCCCUUUGUUUUCUUUAGUUUCCACUUAGAAAAUAAUUGAUGCUUGACUUUGAGUCUGGCUUAUUUCACUUGGCAUGAUGUUCUCCAGUUCCAUCCAUUUACCAGCAAAUGACAUAAUUUCAUUCUUCUUUACAACUGAGUAAAACUCCAAAACUUCAUUAUUUCUUUAUAUACAUUUCCUUUAUUCAUCAUCUAUUGACAGGCAGCUAGGCUGAUUCUAUAACUUGGCUGUUGGUAAUUGCACUAUUAUGAACAUUGAUAUACAUGUAUCACCAUAGUGUGCUGAUUGUUGUUCUCUAGCUAACAGUGGGAUAACUGGGUUAUAUGGAGGAUCCUAGUCAUUUGAGGAAUCUCCAUACAACUGUCCAAGGUGGUCAUACUAAUUUGCAGUCCCACCAACAAUAUUAGUUUGCAUUUUCUCCAAAUGAAAUGCAAUGACAGAUAUUUGUGUUCUUUAUGAUUGCCAUUCUAACUGGAGUGAGAGGAAAUUUCAGUGUAUAUGCAUUUCCCUGAUCACUAAGAAUGUUUAAACAUUGUCAUACAUUUGUUGACUAUAUGCAUUUCUUUUUUUGAGAAAUACCUGUUUAGAUCAUUUGCCCAUUUAUUGAUUGGGAUAUUUCAGGGUAUUUUUUGGUUUGUUUUAAGGUUUUUGUUUCUUUAUAUAUUUUGGAUAUUAAUGCACUUUCAGAGGAGUAACUGACAAAUGGUAUUUUAUGUAUCUUCCAGUUAUUUUUGAUUUGUUAAUCAAAAGGCAUGUAUCAACUAGUAAAUGGUUAAAUGACAAAUUUUAAAAAUACAAUUACUUCAUGUAAGCUGAAUUUGAAGUAUUUCAGGAGCACUUAAAUGAUUGAAAUCUUAUUAUUGUCCUAGAGAAAAUACAAGAAACCUAAACCUGCAUGAAUUUUAUGCUAGGGAAGAAUUUUUAAAGAUUAUUCAGAUGGUUGGAAAUAUACCAUUAUAGUGCCUAACAAAUAAAGACAUAGAAUAUGAUAAACAUCCCAAACUAGAAAGUAAUGAAACAUUCAAAUUUUCUUUCAAAAAUAUUUGCCUAUAGUAUAGAAAAUUAAAACCAUUGGAUUUGCAAAGCAUUCCUUAUUUCAAACCACCCUCUUCCAAGGUGUUUCUCAUCUGAGCUAAUGCAACUCCAACCUUCUAGAUGCUCAGGUCAGAAAUCUAAAAUUACUGUUUUCUUCUUUCUCAUCUUUCUAUUAUCAAAUUCAUUUGAUGCUACCUUUGAAAUAUGACAGAAACCAAUGUUUUCCCACCAUAUUCACUGUGGGUCACUGAUUCCAAACUUUUUUUUUGCACCAUGCUUAUAGUUUGGUUUCCCACUUUUGCACUCCUUGUCUCGGUCUUUUCUCAAUGUAAUAGACAUAGUGAUUCUGUUAAAUAUCCAUGAUUGUGUCAUUUCCUUGCACCCAAUCUUCCUAUGAUUUUUUCAUUUCUCCUCAGAGGCCUUCAAGGUACCUCCUGAUGACAGCUGAGUCCACAGACCCUCAUACCCUGCGUUGCAGAUGAACACUCUCUCUCUCUCUCUCUCUCUCUCUCUCUCUCUCUCUCUCACACACACACACACACACACAUCUUUCUUAUCUCUUACAUCUCAUUUUUUACUUACUCCAACUGGUUAUCAAGCGAGUUCCUGCAUUAGUGUAUUGUUCCCUCUGCCAGACAGAGCUCUUACUCAUUUUCUUUAGAUCUCUGUUCAAAUAUGACCUCAUCAGGAAGGCAAACCGUUGUCCUGCUGCCCACCUUAUCUCUGACAAGCUAUUUAGUUCUUCUGUCUGCCUUUCCAUUCUUCCCAUUCCCCCACUCCAUCACACACCCUAGAAUAUGUUUUUGUUUGCCUUUUUAUUUUUGUUUUUGCUUGUUUGUUUGUUUUUUUGCUGCACUGGGGGAUAGAUUCCAGGGCCUCACCCAUGUUGGGUAAGUGCUAUUACUAAACUACACCCCCAGCCCAGUAAGUUCAUUUUAAAGGUAGUGUGUGUAUUUGUCAAUUUUGUUUACUGGGUACCCUCAUUAUCUGGUAUAGUUCUUAGCACAUACUAAGUACUCUUUAAAUAUUUCUUUAAAUAUUUCUUGAACUAAUGAACUGAAAAGUGUGUAUUAAAGUUGCUAAGUGCUACUGUGUAAUUCUUUUUUGUAUGUUAAAUUUUAAAGCCCAGUAAUAUAUUUAUAUAAGAUUUGCAUAAUUUGUCUCCAAAUGAUAAUUUUCUUCCUAAUAUCCUUCAUAUUAAAAUAUGGACUAUAUGUUGUUCUCUGUAAUAAAAUAUCCUGCCUUAUAGAAAUGAAAUAUGACAUUUAUAUAAAUGCUGCUAUAUUAUAUAAGUUGCUUCAUUAAGCUAAAAAUAAUUUUAAUAUUAAUUUGUUGGGUUGUGUUCAACGAACCCCUGAAAGUCUUAAGAUUUUAAAUUUUAGAGGGAGGUAUAUUACAUUUUCUUAAAAUUCUUACAUAUUUUCAUGGUCUAAUAAUAACUGUUACAAUAUUUAUUUUCUAAGUGCAAGUCUAUGAAGAAAAACAAUUACAGAAAACUUAAAAACUUUACAGAUGAUCUGUCCUUAGGUUCUGUGUUUCUAGAUAAUAAGGCUGAGACUCAGAUAGGUAACAGUUUCCCAGGGAUCCUACAGGUACAAACAAUGAGACCAGGACUCCUCAUUGUUAAUAUAUAACUUCAUACUCUUGCUCCAAAAUAUUAUAAAAGGGCAUAACUGUGAGAAAAAUGUCUUCAUUAAAAUUUUGCUAUUAGUACAUUGAUUCUUUAGAAAUAUUUAAAUUCUUACAUCUUUCAUACUUACAUAAAAUUAGUUCUACAAAAAAUAACACAGGUAAUAAGACCUGCAAGGGGGGGAGAAGAAGAGGAAGAAGAAAUUUCCUGAAAACAGUAUGAUUACAGAACAAUAAGACAUUCUAGAAUCAUUAAGCAAACUGCGUUUUAGGGAAACAAAGCUAAGCCUCUUAAAGUAGUAACUUAUGGAGCACAGUCUCUUCUGUUUUCUUCAAGUUAUUAUCUUCAAGUUAAAUGUAAAGCUAGCCUACAGUUUGCACAGAGAACUAGACCAUCUAUUAUUGUGAACAUUUGUUAGUUCUAUGUUACUAAGUUUCAAAGGCUGCAGGGUGAUCAGCAGAUUUUUCUAGGCUUCCCAGAGUAACUCUGUAGACUCUAGUAAGCAUAAGUCAUAAAUUUGAUUUUGCUUUGGUGCUUAGAAACAGUCUAAUAAAUAAAAAUGAAAAAUGAAUAAAAGGAGAAGAAAUAAAAUACAAUAAUUAGCUGGACCACUUUUUAAAAACUUUUUAAAAAAAUUGCUGGGAGGUUGGAAUCAUACUAUAAUGGCUUAAGUGCACUCCAAAAUAUUGACUUUCCCCCACAUACAUUGUUCCCAUCAUUUAAGAAAUAAGAGUCAUACCCACUUCAACUUGCAUCUCAUCUAUAGAUGCUAAAUCUAGUCUCAGAGGUUGCAAACUUUUAUGAUUUUUUUAAGUUAUAAAAAAGAAAUUAAAGAUCUUAAUGGAUGUGUGAAUAUUCACAACUAGUUGUUCUGCAUAAUUGAUAUCUUCAAGUCCUGAAUAUAUUUCCAAUUCAUUUGGGUUACUUAAAUUCAAUUUUCUUAAGGCAGCUUGUGUUGCAGGAUUCAACUUCCCAACCCUUUUCUCCACUGUGUUAAAAUAAGGACUAGAUAAGAUCAAUUCCUCUUCUCUACAGUACAGGAUGCAUCUGGUUUGACUAUAUGAUGUUCAAACUGCUAUUAAAUAUAAGGUAUUGUAUAAAUUUAAGGUGUUAAGUGAACACCAGAAAUGUUGUUUUAAAUACUUUGUGUAAAUUUGUGCCCAACUUUUGUUUUAUAUUGUUCAAUAAAUUCUAAAGGAAAUUUUCAUUGUAUUUGUUUUAAAAUCGUUCUGAAAUAGUGAUGCAGGGCAGUCUUUUGUCAACUGUCUUUUAAAACAAAGACCACUUUAAUGACUUGUGUCACCAUUAUAUAAAGUUAUUUGUUUUUGUUAAGGAAAACAAAUCUAAUGAGUUAAAAGAAAAAUGAAAAAUUAAAUGAUUAAGGCUUUAUCUAUAUAUAUCUAUUUUAACAACUGAAAUUUUCAUUGUGCAUUCACUUAGUGUAAAAACGAAUAUCAGCUGCUGCUUGGUUCCAUACUUUCAGCUAAGAAUAGCACAAGGGGGACAAAAAAAGGACUUGCUGAUCUUAUGAAUUGGUGGGGGGGUGGAGUUUUUGUUUUCUCAGUCAGUGUAGUCACAGCUAGAGAGAAGUAAUUUCAAAAAUGUUCGAGAUAUAUGCUUGACACAGUUCUUUAGCAUUUAUAAAAGUAAAUUGUGCAUAAAAAUUAAACAUUUUAAAUAUUGUAAGCAUUACCACAUGGUAAUUGUUCUUUACUGUAAA